CGGAGGCGGUGGGGCCGGCGACGGCGGCGGAUUCGAGAGCCUGACUUGUCACAAGUGGUUCUGUGACCUGCUGUUCGGGGUGGGCGUGGGGCCUGCGGCCGCGGAGAUGCCGUCAGAGGGCCGAUGUUGGGAGACCCUGCAGGCUCUGAGGAGUUCCGACAAAGGGCGCUUGUCCUACCAUCGCGACUGGCUGCUGAAGGGCGAGGAGAUUUUGGAAGAAUGUAUGUCAAUUCCUGAGUUAUCUACUUACUCUGGAUGGGUGGUAGACCACAUCUUGCCUCACUCUCGCCAGAAUCAACUUGUCUCUGAGAAUUCAACACUCUCCUCUGCUCCUGACCAGGUAUUAUCUAUUCCUAAAUCUCCUGCCAGACACGCAGAGGUAUCCUCACCAGUUUCCCGUGCCGCUCCAAGUGGAACUCAGAGUCAAGAUGAAUACAAUCCAGCAGAAUUUGUGAUACUUCGCCCCUCCCGGGGAAUGGAGGUAGAAGGAUGCAUUCGAAUGUAUGAGGAAGUACACAGGAUGAAAGGAACCAAAGGACUGAGGCAGUGGCAGGAAGAACAUGAGAGGAAGGUACGGGUUCUGUCUGAGAUGGCAUCAGAGCAACUGAAGCGUUUUGAUGAACGAAAGUCUUUGAAACAGCACAAAGAAUACCAGGACCUUCGGGAGGUGAUAGAGAAAAGUUUCAAAGAAGCACAAGGUCAGCAGGAGAAGUUAAAAGAAGAACAUCGUCAUAGAGCCAAGAUCCUCAACCUGAAGCUACGUGAGGCUGAACAGCAGCGGUUGAGGCAGAUAGAACAAGAGCGGCUUAGAAAGGAAGAGGGUCAGGUUCGUUUGCGACGUCUCUAUGCCCUUCAAGAGGAGGUGUUGCAGCUCAACCAGCAGCUGGACCCCAAUUAUCAGCACAAAGACCUGCUGAGAAUAGACCUUUCUGGGUAUGGAAGCAGAGGAAACCAGCUAUGUGGGCUUAUCUCGGGCAUCAUUCGAACCACCAGUGAGAGAGGUUUUCCUACUCCAGAGGAUGAAGCCAUGGCAGAGCGUGCCCUGCAAGAAAUGCAGCAGGUGCUUACUAGCUUGCAACAGGAGAUUUCCAAGGCUAUUGAGGAAAAGAAGAGACAAGAUGAAGAGCAGGCCAAGGAGAAGCAGAGGGAAUUACAGCAGCAACCAAAAGCAGAAAAGGAGACCCCAGUUCUUACCCAGUUCCCAGGAGGAAAACAGAGAGAAGGCCUCCAGGUGAAAGCAGGAGACAGUACAAUGCAGUGGUACCAGCACCUACAGGAUGCUGCCAGUCAGUGUAUGUUGGCUUUUGAUGGAUUAACCAACAGCAAAGAUCAUCAGACUAAAAAGAUCAAGAUGGACCUGCAGAAAGCUGCCACCAUUCCUGUGAGUCAGAUCUCUACUAUAGCAGGCUCUCAGCUGAAGGAGAUCUUUGAUAAGAUCAACAAUCUGCUCUUGGGAAAGGCUGUUCACAGUGGAGGUCGGGCUGUGUCAGUGACGAACCAUCCACAAGGAUUGGACUUUGUCCAUUACAAGCUGGCAGAGAAAUUUGUGAAACAAGGAGAAGAAGAAGUGGCUUCUCACCAUGAAGCAGCAUUCCCCAUUGCUGUUGUGGCAUCAGGAAUCUGGGAACUCCAUCCCAGAGUGGGGGACCUCAUCCUUGCUCAUCUCCACAAAAAGUGCCCUUACUCUGUGCCUUUCUACCCAGCCUUCAAGGAGGGAAUGGCCUUGGAAGAAUAUCAGAAGCUCCUUGGCUACCAAGUAAAGGAUUCCAAAGUCGAACAACAGGAUAAUUUUCUGAAACGCAUGUCUGGGAUGAUUCGUCUCUAUGCUGCCAUCAUUCAGCUCCGUUGGCCUUACGGAAAUAGGCAAGGGGCUCAUCCUCAUGGCUUAAACCACGGCUGGCGCUGGUUGGCACAAAUGCUGAACAUGAAACCUCUGUCAGAUGUGACUGCCACUCUUCUUUUUGACUUCUUAGAGGUAUGUGGGAAUGCACUCAUGAGACAGUACCAAGUUCAAUUCUGGAAGAUACUACUACUCAUAAAAGAAGAAUAUUUCCCCAGAAUUGAAGCUAUCACCAGCUCAGGACAGAUGGGGUCUUUCAUACGUCUCAAACAGUUCUUGGAGAAAUGUCUGCAUCACAGGGAGAUUCCUGUCCCAAAGGGCUCUCUGCCCUCUUCUUUCUGGCGUUCCUGAUGGUGGCUUGGGUGCUGGUUCCUUUCUUGGAGGGAAAGAAAUAAAGGAACAAAAGACAGCAGAGUUUGGGGGGAAGUUGUCUCAGAUUUUAAAAUCCGAAAAUGUAGUGGGUUU
Molecule: messenger RNA, 2305 nt
Organism: Phascolarctos cinereus (koala)
Lineage: Eukaryota; Metazoa; Chordata; Mammalia; Diprotodontia; Phascolarctidae
Gene: GLE1
Product: GLE1 RNA export mediator
Biological process (GO): poly(A)+ mRNA export from nucleus
Cellular component (GO): nuclear pore; cytoplasm; nuclear pore cytoplasmic filaments
Molecular function (GO): inositol hexakisphosphate binding; phospholipid binding; translation initiation factor binding
Source: RefSeq, a predicted model, not a curated record